AUGUCGGGCGCUUUCUAUUACCCGCGCCCAGCAGACAGUGUGCUGCAAUUCUAUUGCUAUGAAGGUGGUGGUGGCCCCGGUUACAGUUACACUUACGACAUCGAUCAGAAUGGAACGUAUUCCAUUCCACUACCGGUACUUGAGCAGGAUGUCAAAGACUGGGGCCUUCCCGUCGGAUGUGGAAUGAAACUAUAUGAAUUUGGAGAGGAUGGUGGUAUCACGGGCGCGGCGGUAACCGUCACCUCCGAGACUGACCAGCCCGCAUCGAUCUUUGCCAUGUCGUCGACUGUCACGUAUGAACGCAUCACUUCGAGCACCACGGCCACUCCAAGCCCGGCACCGAACUUUGUUAGCACGACGUCUUCAAUGUCUCCCAUGGCUACUUCCACCAGCCCGAUCAUCACUGUGGACCGCCCCAAUAGGGGUGGCUUAUCGACAGGCGCGAAGGCUGGCAUCGGCGCUGGCAUCAGCGUUGGCGCAUUCCUUGUUGCAGCAGCUGCAUACUUAUUGUAUCGCAACCAUCGCAAGAUGGAAGACUUCAACGCGCGACUCACCUACCAGUCUCAGGCUGAGAUGUACAAGCCCGUGGGUGUUGCAGUCGCGCAUCAAGAAGGCAAUGGUAUCAACAUUUAA
This is a messenger RNA of Alternaria atra, 633 nucleotides long. RefSeq lists its product as uncharacterized. NCBI's taxonomy places the organism in Eukaryota, Fungi, Ascomycota, Dothideomycetes, Pleosporales, Pleosporaceae. The record is from RefSeq and is a predicted model, not a curated record. The transcript has 4 exons. The coding region runs from base 1 to 633 and encodes 210 amino acids.